This is a messenger RNA of Chelmon rostratus (copperband butterflyfish), 2813 nucleotides long. It is a transcript of the gene deaf1, whose product is annotated as DEAF1 transcription factor. The record is from RefSeq and is a predicted model, not a curated record. Gene Ontology annotation, molecular function: DNA binding; DNA-binding transcription factor activity, RNA polymerase II-specific. Lineage: Eukaryota; Metazoa; Chordata; Actinopteri; Chaetodontiformes; Chaetodontidae. The transcript has 13 exons. Gene Ontology annotation, cellular component: nucleus. Gene Ontology annotation, biological process: regulation of transcription by RNA polymerase II. The coding region runs from base 239 to 1891 and encodes 550 amino acids.
UCGCUUUCCUGAGACUUUAUGAAAAACAAACAGCAGGCCGACCGGCCUCUCUCCGGAUUAGUCCGCCCAAUGCAUUAGUGGUAAUUCUGUAGAAAACACUGUUGAUUUUUAGCCAUUAUCGUUCACAGGUUCCCUAUUUGCCGUUCUUAUCUGGCUCGUACGGGGCUCGGCAGCGUUCGGAUCCCGCUCUGCGCCACGGCUGCUCGUUCACAUUCGGCUCUUGUCGUUCGGCGGAAGAAUGGACGAGGCGGACUCGGCCACGAAGGCACUCGGGCUGGAUGAACCGCCCAUCGGCAUACCGCCGGUGGAGGGCUCGGAUACCGAGUCGGAGGCCGAAGUCACCACGAUGGCCGUGAUGGCCGAACCGGGAAACAUCGACAUGGGAGCCGAGUCCUUGCCGAACCCAGACGAGGCCGAGGCGGCGUUCGCAGAGGUGACGGCUGUGACAGUGGCAGAUGUCCACGCUGCAGAGGACAACGUCUUUACCAGAACGGUUGCCACAUCAGGAAGUCUCCCCGAACACAUGCUGAGCGGGAGGACAACCCUCCAGCUGGGAGAAGGUCUCAGUACCCAGAAGGCCACUUUGAUUGUGGUUCACACUGACGGCAGCAUUGUGGAGGCUGCCGGCCUCAAGUCUGCCUCCAUCGCAUCAGGCCCACAGACUCCACCCACCCCGCUGACUCCACCCCAGGACAAAGACUCCUGUUCAAAGUACAACUGGGACCCCUCGGUCUACAACAACGAACUGCCUAUCCGCUGCAGAAACACUAGCGGGGUCCUCUACAAGAACCGACUGGGAUCAGGAGGGAAAGGUCGCUGUAUCAGACACAACCAGCAGUGGUUCACGCCCACCGAGUUCGAGGGACUGGCGGGAAGAGCGAGCAGCAAAGACUGGAAGAGGAGCAUCAGAUACGCCGGCAGACCUCUGCUGUGCCUCAUACAGGAGCGUAUCCUGAACCCCCACGCUGCUUCCUGUACGUGUGCGGCCUGCUGUGAUGACCUCACAGGGUGUCCCAAGGAGACAGACGCUCUGGUAGCAGAAAACAUCAGUAUGACCGGUCCGGUCCGCCUCUUCGUCCCGUACAAGAGACGAAAGAAGGACAACGAGCCUCGGGCCACCACCCCCAAAAAGGAACUUCCCGCCACCAAAAACAUCACGCUGGCCCCGGGGACCACGUGUACGUCAGUCACUGUGUCUCCGUCAGGACAGUUCACCACCUCCGGCACCUUGACCUUCGACCGGACUCCAACGGGCGACGCCACUGCCGCCGCCGCCGCCGCCAUCAUCUCGGAAGGCUCAGCACAGAGCGAGGUGUUCGCCAGCACAGCAGUGCUGACGGCGCUGCCGGCGCUGGCCGUGGCCCCUCAGCCGGUGCAGGCCAAGAUGACGAUGGCGGCGGCGGCGUCUCCGGCCGCGGGGCUGGUGAGCGGGCUGGAGGUCGCGCCGGCGGGGGGGGUGGGGCCAUCGGUCACCGAGGGCCAGAAGAACACCUGGCUGUACCUGGAGGAGAUGGCCAACACGCUGCUGAGCAACGUCCAGCAGCUGAAGACUCUGAUCGAACAGGCCAAACACUCUGCUGGAGACACGGCGGGGGUCAAAGGUCAGGGAGGCAGGACUGAGUGUGGUCUCAGUCAGUCAUUUCAGCAGCAGGAGGACUCGGAGGCCAAGAGGAGCUCUGAGAUCACCGAUAUCAUCAUCAACCAGAUGUGUGUGAACUGUGGCCGGGUGGCGAUGAAUGAGUGCACGGGCUGUCACAAGGUCAACUACUGCUCCACCUUCUGUCAGAGGAAGGACUGGAGGGACCACCAGCACACCUGCUGUCAGCCAGCAGGGGGCGUGGGUGGUCAGGAGGAGCAAAUCACAGCCAUGGACAUGGACAAAGUGAAAUGAGCCCGCAGUCUGCAUUAAAACGUGAGCAGUGACCUCAUCAGACAGGAAGUCCUUAUGUGGGCAAAGGGGACAUUUUUCUAAACAUGUCUGAGCUGAAGGCGUCAAAUGUCCCGUCUGGAACUUUUAUUGUGAAAGGUUCCCCUCAGAGCGUUCUCUGAAUGCGAAUGUUCUCAUUCGUCCAGGUGUAACCUUCAGGGCCUUCAGUCGUCCUCAGCUGGACCUCGUCAGUUUGUCUCAGAAGACGUUUCCUCUCAUCAGAGCAGGCUGCAUCAGUUCAUGAGCCCCCCAAUGACAACAACGGGACACUAACGAGGCAGACGACUGUCGUUGACACCCAUCGUCCUGCAGCGACUGUUAACCUCUCUGUUUUAUGAAACAUUAUUUUGCUGCCGUUUAAAGUCCUGAUAAACAGAUUUAAACGUCCAGAGACCGUCCAGGACCAGUAAAGGUCAAACAUCAAUAAAACAGAACGCUGUAUGAAGUUAACCCCCCCUCUGGCCGACGCUCAGACGUGAAUAAUCAGACGUUUUGUUACCUGAAUGAAAUAAAUAUCUUCAUAUCAGAUUUUAUCUGCAUAAGAUUCAAAAUGAUCAUCUUUCAGGACGUUUUUAGUUUUUAUUUGUGAUUCAAACUCUGAAGUUCAGAAAGGCGGAAACUAAAACUUGUGGAACUGCUCUGAUUUAAUCAGUAAAUUAAAUUUUCCAUUUGUGUGCACAUCGAGCAUGAUGCAUGGAGAGCCUGCCAGAAACCGGAGCGGUGGAGCGGCGUCCUGUGAUCGAUGCUGUCGGCCAAUCCAGUUUCUUUCUACUCCACUUUAAUUAGAAAUGAGCCGAAAUCUGGACAGAAUUCACUUUUUCAAGUCCAGUUUGUACAAGUUCUGUUCAGUUUAAUGCCCCUCACCUGAAGAAUUAAAAGUUUUAUC